AUGGAGUACGAGGCUGAAAAUGGUCGCUUUGACGACGAAGCUAGAUUUGAUCGCGACCGCAGCGCCUCUCCCAGAGGCAAUGCGAGAGGGGGAGCUCGAAACCGAAGCGUGUCUCCAAGCAAUGGCCGUGGCGAGAUGCGCGUAUCCCAAAACGAUAGGGCGAUGAAAGGAAAUGACGACGAUGAGGGAAGUGUCAACACUGGCUCGAAUCUUUUCGUUACAGGCAUUCACCCACGCCUUACCGAAUCGGACGUAUCACGUCUUUUCGAGAAAUAUGGCGAUGUGGAAAAUUGUUCCAUCAUGCUUGACCCCCACACAAAGGAGUCGCGUGGUUUUGGCUUCGUGAAGAUGGUCACCGCAGAGCAGGCAGACGCUGCAAAGGAAGGCCUUCAAGGCGAAGUUAUUGAGGGGAGAACUCUCAGUAUCGAGAAGGCACGUCGUGGCCGUCCACGAACGCCAACUCCAGGAAAAUAUUUUGGUCCACCCAAACGUGGAACUUCUUUUGCCCGUGGCCCACCCCGUGGCGGCCGUUAUGAUCGUUACGAUGAUCGUCGAGGAGGGUACGGUGGUGGUGGACGUCGGCAGGAUGACAGUUAUCGCCACGGUCGUUAUGAUUCGUACAACGAACGUAGUCGGGACUAUGGUCGCCGCGAGUUCCGCGACGAGCCCUCAUAUCGCGGCAUCGAUCGCUACGCGACCUCAGGACGCGAAGAUAGAUAUGAACGUCGUGGUGGCGGUGGUGCUGCUGACGACCGUCGUGGGGAUGAUCGCCGUGCAUACUAUGAUCGCGAUGAUGCUCGUGCACAUCACUCUGCCGCGUUUGGUGAAGGCGCACCGCCUCCUCGUGAAUCUCGUGAGCCGUAUGGUGGGCGUUCGUACGAAGGCCGUGGUGGCGAUGUCAGAUAUGCUUCGAGAUAG
This is a messenger RNA of Paracoccidioides brasiliensis Pb18, 918 nucleotides long. RefSeq lists its product as uncharacterized. Gene Ontology annotation, molecular function: RNA binding. Gene Ontology annotation, cellular component: spliceosomal complex. The record is from RefSeq and is a predicted model, not a curated record. Bases 1 to 918 code for a protein of 305 amino acids. Gene Ontology annotation, biological process: positive regulation of mRNA splicing, via spliceosome. The transcript has 4 exons.